UAUAAAUGGCUUUUGUAUAUUAAGCAGAAAGAAAUAUGCUGAAUAAACCUUCUGGAGCACCUCCAAAUGUAAAAAUGAUUUAACUGAAAUAGGUUGGUCCCGGUAGUUACCUUUCUCAUGAAUAGUUCAGGAUAAAAUAGGGGAAUGCUCCAUUCGAUACACAAGUUACAAGAACUCAAUAAUUGAGAUAAGAUAAUUCUCCUGGACCUGGGAGUUAUAAUAUCUUUAAUGAAGUGCAAGGGUACAUUUCCUUCAUCAAUUUUCAUCUUAGACAAAACAUAGUGCUGCAAUCCUCUUAAUCUGAUGUAAAGGUUGUUGAGAAACCUCAACCUCAAUCAGUAUUCGCAUCCUAAACUAAGCGAUUCCAUCACCCUAAAACAAUGCUUUCACCUGGGUAUUUGCUUAUUUUUAAAGGGAUUUCAGUCCAGGAACAUAUGAUACAAACAAUAGUGGGACUAAAGUUAUUCAACAAUAAUAUACAUCUCAACAUUACAUUGAAACCAUAAUGAAAUUGAAUAAAUAUCAAUCAAUACCAUCUAUACCUUCAUCAAAUUAAGGAUAUGGAUACAUGGAGAAAGGAAGUAAUAGUUAUUAUUUUAAAGAGAUUAGCUCAUGACUUGGAGGUAAACAAAUUUCCAUUCCCAUAAUUUACAGGUCUUAAAUAAGAUUCAGUUGGUCCAGGUCAAUAUGAUGUGAAGGAUGCCUUUGAAUAAAAUAAGUACAAAGGAAGUUUUUGGCACAAAUCUAAGGCCCCAAGAUUAGCACCCACUAUCUCAAAGGAAAGAGAACUUAUGGUUGGACCUGGAACCUAUGAUCCAAACACAUCUGUAGUACCAUUGCAUAAGUUAAAUCCAUCUGGAAAUUUCCAAUCGAAAUCUCAAAGAAUGUUUGAUUCUACUAAAGAAGAGAAGUAAAAAUAGUUUAUGAAAAUCUUCUUUGAUAAGUAAAAAGAUAUGAUCUAAAAGAAAGGACCCAAUUAUAUAGAAGAUGAUGAAUAUGUUUUUUGUGAUGUACGCCAUUUUAUUAUGUAUUCAAAGGAUACCACACCAGGACCUGGAUAAUAUUUAGGAAACACCUCGAAUCAAUCAGCUAUUUCAACCAAUACUUAAUCUUAAUCUACAACUAAGAUGGGAAAAAACUGUUUUGGAUCUAAAAGUAGAAGAUUUCAAGAGAAAAAAAUGCCUUGUUAUGUCGGUCCUGGAGAUUAUGAAUUGGAAAAAGAUUUCAUAAAAGAGGCUAUAUCUUCAAAGCAAACUCCUUUUCAAUCCACGAAUUUACGUUUUGAAGCUAAAGGCUAAGAGAAACGCCCAGGACCACAAGCAUAUAACCCAAAAAUAACUGUAAUUCUUAUUAUCAUCUAGUUAGUUAGAAGAUAAAUUGAUAAAGAAAUUAGAGAGAGCCCCAAUUGGAAAUUUUGGAUCAAAUUAAUAGAGAUUUAAACCAUAAGAAGACGAAGUGCCAGGCCCAGGAGCAUAUGAUUAACACAAAAAGGAAGUUAAAACAAUUGCAUCAGUGUUUACUUCAAAAACAAAAAGAGGAGAUGCAGCACCUGUUUCUAAGGAUCAUUUCCCUGCUCCGGGUGCAUAUGAUGUCAAAAAUUACACGAUAGAACAAAUGACAAAAAUUGAAAAGGAAGAAGAUCCUGAUUUGGCCAUAUAUAAACCAGCUUUUGGAUCGUCGAUACCUCGAUUCAUGCAUAAAGAAAAGAAACCAAUAGAUGAGGUUGAGGAAGAACAAGAGGAUGAAUAAAUUAGAAUGCACAAUAGUUCGUCCUUGUUUUAGAAAAAAAAGUAUCCUCAUCCUCCUUUUAAUAUUAAAGUAAUAUAUUUAGUGAUGAUUAAUUAGGAAAAUAGAUUUAAUUAUGAUAAAAAAAAAGAUGAUAACUAACCUGGUCCAGGUGAGUAUUUUGAUCCAAAAGAAAAUGGCUGGAAUAAAUCUACUUUUAAUAUUUUAUUUUAAGAAAUCUGA
Paramecium octaurelia is the source of this 1968-nucleotide messenger RNA. Lineage: Eukaryota; Ciliophora; Oligohymenophorea; Peniculida; Parameciidae. The record is from the annotation of a GenBank genome assembly.